AUGCAGAAAUUCUCGUCUAUAUUGCUUUUGAGGCUUGCAUUCCAGAGUCUGGGAGUAGUGUAUGGAGACUUGGGAACAUCUCCAUUGUAUGUGUUCUACAAUACUUUUCCCAAUGGGAUAAAUGAUACAGAGGAUAUUAUUGGUGCUCUAUCAUUGAUUAUAUAUUCGCUUACGCUAAUACCUCUCCUCAAGUACGUUUUCAUAGUGUGUAGAGCAAAUGACAGUGGUCAAGGGGGCACCUUUGCACUUUAUUCAUUACUUUGUCGACAUGCUAAAGUCAAAACGAUCCCCAACCAACACCGCACAGAUGAGGAGCUGACAACUUACAGCCGUAGCACGUUCCACGAGCUUUCAUUUGCGGCUAAAACCAAGAGAUGGUUGGAGGCGAAUACAUUUAGAAAGAAUGCCCUUCUUAUACUAGUACUUGUUGGCACUUGCAUGGUAGUUGGGGAUGGAAUUCUCACUCCUGCUAUAUCAGUUCUUUCAGCUUCUGGUGGGAUUAAGGUGGACCAUCCGAAGAUGAGUAAUGAUGUUGUUGUGCUUGUUGCUGUAGUCAUAUUAGUAGGUUUAUUUAGUAUGCAACACUAUGGUACGGAUAAAGUUGGUUGGCUGUUUGCUCCAAUUGUGCUGCUUUGGUUUCUCUUAAUUGGAGGUAUUGGCAUCUUCAACAUAUGCAAAUAUGAUAGUUCUGUUCUGAAAGCCUUUUCACCUGUUUAUAUAUAUCGAUACUUCAAAAGAAGAGGAAAAGCUGGUUGGACCUCUCUUGGAGGAAUCAUGCUCAGUAUCACAGGGAUAGAAGCACUUUUUGCUGAUCUUGCCCACUUUCCUGUUUCGGCCGUACAGCUCGCUUUCACAGUAGUUGUGUUUCCUUGCCUUCUCUUGGCCUAUUCUGGACAAGCAGCCUACCUCAUGCAAAAUAAGGAUCAUGUCACCAAUGCAUUUUAUCGUUCUAUACCAGAUGGCAUAUACUGGCCAAUGUUCAUAAUUGCAACACUGGCUGCUGUUGUGGCUAGCCAGGCCACCAUAUCGGCUACUUUUUCAAUAAUCAAGCAGGCCCUUGCACUUGGCUGUUUUCCAAGAGUCAAAGUUGUACAUACAUCAAAGAAGUUCCUCGGACAGAUAUAUAUUCCCGAUAUGAAUUGGAUCCUUAUGAUUCUUUGUAUCGCUGUCACUGCUGGAUUCAGAAAUCAAAGCCAAAUUGGCAAUGCUUAUGGUACAGCAGUUGUGAUAGUAAUGCUGGUGACCACCUUUCUCAUGACAUUAAUAAUGUUACUCGUUUGGCAUUGUCAUUGGAUUCUUGUCCUGAUUUUCACUGGCUUAUCGCUGGCGGUGGAGUGUACAUACUUUUCAGCAGUGCUUAUCAAGGUCGAUCAAGGUGGUUGGGUUCCCCUUGUGAUUGCUGCAGCCUUUCUUGUCAUCAUGUAUGUCUGGCACUAUGGUACAGUCAAGAGAUACGAAUUUGAGAUGCAUAGUAAGGUCUCCAUGGCUUGGAUUCUAGGGCUAGGUCCCAGCUUAGGGCUGGUCCGAGUGCCAGGGAUAGGACUCGUGUACACUGAGCUAGCAAGUGGGGUACCGCAUAUUUUUUCACACUUCAUCACGAACCUACCAGCUAUACAUUCAGUUGUAGUCUUUGUGUGUGUGAAGUACCUUCCAGUUUACACAGUUUCCGAAGAAGAGAGGUUUCUUGUGAAACGAAUGGGCCCAAAGAACUUUCACAUGUUCCGUUGUGUUGCAAGGUAUGGUUACAAAGACCUUCACAAAAAAGACGACGAUUUUGAGAAAAAGAUCUUUGAAAAUCUCUUCACAUUUGUUCGGCUGGAGGCUAUGAUGGAAGGGUGUUCUGAUUCAGAAGAGUACAGCUUAUAUGGACAGCAAACACAGCGGUCUAGAGACUUCUUGCUGAAAGAUAAUGCUCACACUUCUACCUCUGAUAUUGACCUCACAAUCUCAACAGUGGACUCAAUCGUGCCUGCAAAAUCUCCUCUGCAUGCUAACGCGAUCACAUCAUCAGGGCGAGAAAGCAGCCAAACAGAAGUCGAAGAAUUGGAGUUUUUGACCAGUUGCAGAGAUGCUGGCGUGGUGCAUAUACUUGGGAACACAGUGAUUAGGGCAAGGAGAGAUUCUGGAAUUCUCAAGAAAAUUGCCAUUGAUUAUAUAUAUGCAUUUCUUAGAAAGAUAUGCAGGGAAAACAGUGUAAUCUUUAAUGUUCCACAUGAAAGCCUUUUAAAUGUAGGACAGAUUUUCUCUGUGUGA
Fraxinus pennsylvanica is the source of this 2253-nucleotide messenger RNA. NCBI's taxonomy places the organism in Eukaryota, Viridiplantae, Streptophyta, Magnoliopsida, Lamiales, Oleaceae. The record is from the annotation of a GenBank genome assembly.